Macrosiphum euphorbiae (potato aphid) is the source of this 3705-nucleotide messenger RNA. Lineage: Eukaryota; Metazoa; Arthropoda; Insecta; Hemiptera; Aphididae. The record is from the annotation of a GenBank genome assembly.
AUGACUUUCCCUACUGCUGUAAAAAAAUCUGGACCUCUUACAAUCUCCAAGGCCGGAUCAGGAUCAAAGACUUUAUCACCAGGAUCUCCUAGAUCACCCGGGUCUCCUCUGAAUGCUCCUGCAAAGACGAUACUACCUGGAUCUUCUAAAGCACCACUGGCUAGUAAAGCUCCUGAAAAAGUCAAUGCUGUAUCUCCUGUGAAAAAACCAUCUGCUCCUUUGAAAAGCUCAACUGUUAAAUCUGUGACUAAACCUGUUAUUGAUGCCAAGUUAGAACCUGAAAAAACAUUGGCUUCUGCUGCCAAAGGAGUGACAAGAGCUGUGACUAAACCACCUCCACUCACUAUCAAAGUAACAGAUGCCAAAGGAUUGCCAUCUCCUAAGACUCCAACAAUAUCUUCGAUAAAAUCUCAAGCGUUGACCAAGUCCCCAUUGGCGACUAAGCCUGUAUCAGUUUCUAAAUCAACUUCGGUUCCAACUGGAAUAGUUAGAUCACCAUCAAUUACUAAAUCUGUUACUUCGCCAAUCACUAAAUCUCCUCAAGUAAAGUCAACUUUAACAGCAAAAGCAACUUCUCCAGUUGCUAAAUCUCCAACAUCAGUAAUGUCUAAAACGUCAAAUUCUGCCGUCCCAAAAUCGCCAAUGGGGCUCACCAAUCAAUCAGCUCUCGCAGGAAAGUCUGCAGCUUCUGCAACAGUUAAAGUGAGCGCUACAUCAUUAAAAUCAAAAGACCAAGCAACUAUUGCAAAACCUGUGGUAGUUAAAAAAGCAGCUAUAUUAUCUGUAAAGAGUGCUGCAGGUGUUAAAAGUCCGACUAUACCAACAAACAAACCACCAAUGAUAGCAAAAAGUCUAUCCACAGCGUCUAGCAUAAAAUCAAUUUCUUUGAAGGCACCUACUUCUCCUUCAAAAUUAUUGACCAAAGAACCACCUAGCUCUGCAAAAAUAUCUUCUUUAAAGUCUACUAACAAAUCCAGCGUGGUUUCCAAACCAAAUCCAACUUCUUCAAAAGCUAUUGUUAAAAAAGAAUCCAGUUCUUUAUCACUACUAUCCGUGAAGUCUUCUUCGACAAUAAAGUCUACUACUACAGCUGUGUCAAAAACUACAACAUUGAAAGCCAAUGUUACUUCAGUUGCUAAGAAUUUGGUUCCAAAGUCGCCAGUAGCCAAAACAAAGCCGUUAGCAGUGGUAAAAGUUCCAUCAUCACCUACAGUGAGAACACCACUGUCAUCAAGUGUAAAAACUCCAUCAUCGCCAGUUGUAAAAGCGUCAACGUCUCUAGCCGCAAAAAUUAAAACUCCACAAUCACCAACAGUGAAAACUAGAACUCCUUCACUGUCGUUGAUAAAACCACCUUUGUCACCAGCAGUAAGAAAAAUGGUACCAACCAAAUUGAUUUUAAGCCCUGGACCAUCUAAAAGCCGGUCACUUUCAUCUUCUAAACUUAAUUCAGUUUCAACUGAAAGUUUGGCUUCGAGGACAUCCCUGAAAUCUCCAAUGACUCCUAGACCCACAAAAAUGGUUACAAAAAGUCCAUCAAAAGUAAUUAAAAAAACUGAAGAACCAAAAGCUAAAGGUAUUCGUGGCGGACAACCUAUUAGGAAGACCAUUGAAAUUCCAGGAAUAACUGAAUUACCUACUAGUUUGGUUCCAAGCCAACAAGAAACUCUUCAGUUCGAUUUUGUAUUAGAAAAUGCAGUUGAAAAUGUUUUGAAUGAAGAAAUCGAAUCCAUAAUCACUCAAAUACCAGAACAAGAUUCGUCAGAACUUGAGAAAUUAGAAUCUCCCAAAAUGGUUGAAAACAUCGAUGACGGCCCAUGUUUGGCUAAUGAUAUUGUCAACAAAGAAAGUGCACCUUCAAACAUCGUGGAUGCUCAAAAUGUCAGUCCGUCACCAGAGGUCCAUGAACAUAAUUUAGAAACUAUCGAAGAGGACUCAAUAGAACCUUCAGCAAUGCCGUCACUCAAUGAACAGAACCAAGAAGACGUUUGUAUUCCAUCAGACUUUGAAGUUGUGACGAUGGAUGAAUGUGUACCGCAUUUAAAUAGCAUUUCUCACUCUGCUAAUAAUUGUGGUAUUGCUUUUGAUGAUAACCAUUUUAAUACAACAAACGAAAAUGUUACUAUAGAACAGUCGGACGAAUCGCAAUCAUGUAUCAUAGAUAUAGAUGAUCACUUUGAACCUAUGAAUGACAAAUUGGUUCUAGGAGACGUGCCAUUUGAAACCGAUUCAAGUCAAGAUGAAGUUUCUGAUAAUGAACAAACUGUUCAGAUGGAAGUAAUCAAAAAUGAAAACUGUGAUGCAGAACAAAACGAAUGUGUUGAUGAUGUGUUUACAUUCACAGACAAUUCAACAAUUAGUAAUUUCGACAGUUCUGAUAGUACUGAAAAUUUCAUUCAUCAAUUCAUGCCAAAAUCAAUUGAACGGUCAGUAGGUUCAUUAUCUAUUAGUACAGACGACGAAAGUCUUCUUAGUCGUAAAUCUUAUUCUGAAGCCGUUUCGGGAUCACCUAAAGAUGGUGAAUACUAUUUCGACUAUGAUUUUGAAAUGGUUGAUGACUGUUUGGAGUAUGAUGAUGAGGGACGAACAGUAUUUGUCGAAGUGACAGAAAAAGAAUUUCCAGAACUAAAACCAAAAGAUUUGUCAGGCAAACGAAGGAGGAACAAAAAACAAAAGAAAAGGAAUUAUAGUAACCGAUCAGAAUCUCUAUCAGAUUCAAAUGCCGAAAUUAAUUACAACCCUGAAGAUUUUGAUGGAAAUGAAUUUUGUCGUUACAUCAAGAUGAUGAAGGAUUGUUCAUUUUAUCCAAAUGGAUUAUUUUCAUCGGAUUCAGUCAAAUUAUCUACUUCAUCGUCCCUAUCGUGGUUAGAUAUAUCUGUCCGUACAACUGACGAUGACUUAACGCCAUCUACAGAAUACCUAAGUACCUAUGAAGUUUUCCAAGCAAGUAAUUUGAAUAAAGAAUUCUUAACGUCAAUAAUUGGUUCCAACGAAACCACCAGUACGACAACUGAAACUUCCUGGUUUUGGAAAUCUAUUGAGGGUAAACAUCAACCACACAAUAAAGCCAAUAUAACCCUUAGUCUUCAACCAAGGCCUAAGCAUUUAACUACACCUCGUUUCAUGGUUCUUUUGGCUCUCAUCAGCGAGGCUAAAGGUUAUGAAAUCAUACCAUCAUUGUCCGUGAAUUUUGUCACUAAAGACUGCGUGUCCAGAUUUGAUGAAAAAAUUAGACGGCUAAUGGUUCAAGGAUUUUGGCUUAUUGGUCCUUUGAUUAAAGAAAGUUUGUCUGAGGACGAAGAAGCGAAUUGUGAAAAUCCAUUUGAGUUUGUUGACGGUGACAUUGGCUUAUGGUGGGCAGGAAUCAACAUGUUAGAUUGGCAAGAACAUUUGAAAGAAUGCGGUAGUAAAAACCAAAAACUACCCAACUGUUAUCAGUUUGUUGUCGAAAACAUAGGUAUGACCAGACGCAACACCGCUGAAGCCGAAUCAAUCAUGAACGCUGUACCCGAUGAUUUCAUGAGUGAACUGGAUAUGGAAAAUUUCAUUCACACUGUGCGUAAUGUCAAGUACUACUGUGGCAACUGUUUUGUGGACAGUGAAGAAAAUUUAGAAGCACAAAAUGAAGUAUUUGAAGAUGAUGAGGGCGAUCUCAUAGAAUGGGAGAAAAACCCUGUUGAAAAAAUUGCUGUCGACCAAAUUUAA